Messenger RNA from Mytilus trossulus (common blue mussel), 1700 nucleotides. Its product is annotated as GTPase IMAP family member 7-like. Bases 1 to 1512 code for a protein of 503 amino acids. The transcript has 6 exons. The record is from RefSeq and is a predicted model, not a curated record. Lineage: Eukaryota; Metazoa; Mollusca; Bivalvia; Mytilida; Mytilidae. Gene Ontology annotation, molecular function: GTP binding.
AUGGAGUUGAAUGUGACUGUUAUACAAGUGAAUGAAAGUGCACCAGUUGUUCCAGUUAUACCACCAAGAAAACUCAAUCGUAAUUUAAGUUUCCCGACUGCAGAACUUGAUCAAGAGUUCAUAGAUCUGCCACUAGCACCACCUAGGCCUAUUCGAAAAGAUAAAUACUGUGAUGAUGUCGUCCCGGCACUCCCACCGAAACCAUUAAGGAAAAAUGAUGAAACAAUCGACACUACUAAUAGAUACUUAUCAUUCAAGAAAGAAGAUCAAAUUUAUAAUGCUGAAAACGAAGAUGAAAUUAGAAUCAUUUUGCUGGGGAAAACAGGAUCAGGGAAGAGCGCUACUGGAAAUUCCAUUGUAGGAGAAACAAUGUUUAAAUCAGAUAUCAGUGGAAAGUCCGUAACUAAAAAAUGUGGAAAAUUUGACGUCAGAUCCAAUGGCAGAACAUUAGUGGUUAUUGAUACACCCGGUUUGUUUGACACAACAUUAUCACAAGACGUCGUCAAAAACGAAAUAAUUCGCUGCGCCGAUAUGUCCGUACCUGGCCCACAUGUUUUUAUGAUCGUGCUACAGAUAACAAGGUUAACAGCAGAGGAAACCGAUGCUUUAGAACAAUUGUUCAAAACUUUUGGUACGUCCAUGGGAAAGUAUUCUUUGAUAGUUUUUACGAGAUCAGAUGAGUUGAAGAGAGCUGGAAAAAGCAUCAAAUCUUUUAUUGAGGAAACAGGCCCACCUCUGACUGAUUUUAUACGAAAAUGCAAAGAUCGUUAUUUUGCAAUGGACAACACGACAACUGGACAAGCUAAAAGUCAAAUGGUCAUGGAAUUAUUGAAAGUAGUAGAAGAUAUAGUUAAAGAUAACAACGGUCGUCAUUUUACCAAUAAAAUUAUCGACGAAGCAUGCCAAGCUAGAAAGGCAUAUGAUGCUUUGAUUGAAACAGACGAUCCGCAGCAAUUGUAUAUCAAAGACGAAGACGAGGAAGGAUUUGAUGACAACUUCGAAGUGUAUGGAGGCGACAGCAUUUCGGUCGACAGCCAUGACUCCGGAGUUUCAAUGACAAAUCAACCUAUUUAUGAUGAAAUAUAUGAAGGAUAUAAUUCUAAGGAGAACGAGAUCAAGAAUCUUAUUGAUAAAACUCAAAGCAAAAUUAAGAGCAAUGAGACAAUAAGGAAUCGUCUACAAGAGCAAAAUGAAAACGAUAUGGCAAAGAUCGAUUCACAAUUGACAAAGAAGAAGAAGGAGGCAAUUGAUAUCAAGGAUGAUUUAGACCGUGUAACAAACCAAUGUCGUACGUUAGAACAACAGAGGAGAGACCUAGAGUGUAAAACAAGGAACGAAAUUCAAGAAUAUGAUUUUGAAUUGAAGCAGCUGCACAAAAGAAAACGAGAGUAUCAGAAUCAAAAAGCCUGUCUUGAACGGAAAAAAAUUGAGUCAAGACAGAAAAUUUCAAAAGAAUCUGCAAGUUUGCAAACUAAGAUAAAUACUCUUCAAAACGGUUGUUUGAUAAUGUAGAUUUUGUAAUGCUGAACAUAAUGAUAUGACGAUCAAAAUCAAUUAUAUUUGAACAGAAACAGUUAUUUCAUUUUAGUAUUGAUAUAUCAUGUGUGUGUAGUAAUAACUAUGACUUUGAUUUUCAUUUACCUUUGGUAUAAUACGCGAAAUAUUGAACAUUAAUUUUCUUUCUUAUUUAGUCAAUUAGA